AUAAAACCUUUUCAUCUGUAAUUUAGAAGCUAAGUCAAUAACAAAAUGAAGCCAGCAAAGCACCUUCCUGACACUAGUAACAAACUGGCAAAUGUUCCAGAAUUAAAUUAUAAAAAAAGACAACUUAAGUCACCAAUAUCACCUAAACCAAUGGGGAAAAAUAGUGCAAAAUCAGUAUGUGACAAAAUUGAACCAAUGGUCCUACGUUCUCCACCAAUAGGAGAAUCCGUCAUAAGGUAUGCUCUGCCCAUUCCAUCAAGUAAGGCAAAAGAAUCAAUAGCAGAAGAUGAACUGAUCAGGAAAAUUACCAAACAUCUGAAGAUGGUUGUUUCUGCUUUGGAAGAAACCUUUGGAUUUGAUAUAAGUGGGAAAAAAAUAGUUGAGAAGACUGAAAAUGAAGAAUUAUUUUUAUCUGUUGGAGAUGCUAUGAAUUCAUUCUUGGUAUGUUGUUCUCAAUUUGCAACUCAGUUAGAAGAAGCAGUUAAAGAAGAACAUAGUAUUUUGGAGUCUCUUUUUCAGUGGUUUCAGGUGCAGGUCAAUCAGAUGGAAGAGUUAAGUAAAGAUCAAAGUAUUUCAGAAGUAGAGACUUCAGUACCUGAAAAAACAGUCAUUUUAAGCCUUUCACAAGUAGUAAAGCAAGUGCAAAAACUUGAACAACUGAGAGAACGUCUUAAACAUAUGUCUAAAUACUCCUUCAAAGCCAUGUUGUCUAAACCCACGGUUAGCCCAAAUCCACCAGAACCUGUGAAAAAUUAUGAAAUGGUAGAGAAGAUGAUUGAAGAAUUCAUGAAAACUCACUCAGCUGAGACACCUGUAGAUGUUUCCGCAGCAGAGCCACAAACUGCUUAUUCAGUGGCUAACCAAUUGAAUGCCAUGUUGAAAAUAUUUGAAAAUCAGUCAAAUAUGUUGGAAAGAACUAUGAAAGACCAUGAUUUGUUAGAGGCUAAAUAUAAUCAGAAGGAAAGUGAUUUUCAGCUGUUAUUAGAGGAGAAAUCAAUGCUGGAAAAUGAACUACAAAAGUUGAAGAAUGUAGAGAAAAUAAAGACUACACCUGAUCAAACAAUGAAAAUGACUCAAAAAAUGGAGAAGAAAAAGGGCAAGGGAAAAUCUGAGGACUUGGAGAAGAAGAAGUCCACAGGCAAACAGCUUAAAAUAAAGGAAGAUUUGCUUCAAGUCCAGAAAGUGGUAUUUGCUCUGGAAAUUGAGAACAGAUUACUUCAGGAACAACUGAAACAGGCCUUACAGGAAGCUGAAAGAGCCAAGCAUCAACUUGAAUAUUUCCUAAGUCAAGGAAAGGAUUUAGUUAAAAAUGAGAAGACCAAGACAACCAUGGAAAUGGGCAUUGGUAAAAUAAAAGUUAAAGGUGAAGAUUCAGAAAAUAUACCAUUGAAGAAAGAAAGAAGAAAAACAGCAGUUUCUGAUUCAGGUGGACAAAAGACAGAUGAUGAAAUCCAAGAACAAUCAAAGAUCUCAGUCAUCCGACAUGGAAGUGCAAGUGAACAAAGCUCAGAGAAGAAAAGAUCUAGCCCUGCUAUUUCAGAUCUUUCACAGAUCCUCAAGUCUCAAGAUGAAUCAACUUUUUCAGAGAGUUCAAAUGAAGUUUCAUCUGGUGAAAACCUGUCUGGUACAUCUUCAUCAGAGACCCAUGAUAGAUCAUUUACAACAAUAUCACCCAGCAAAGAAACUCAAGAGUCACUGUCUGUGGGAACUUUGUCUCAAGAGAAUGAAACAGUGACAGCAUCACUCAUUUCACUAACUGAUCUUACUAGAAGAAAAUUGACAGACAGUGACACCCCAAAGGCUAAUGUUUCAGAAGAGAAAUUACAAAGUAAGACUGAAAAACAAACUUACCAAGAAGCAAGAGAAUUACAAGGUCAGGAAACAGAUGAAGUUGCUGAUGGAAGUCUUUUAUCUUUGGAUGAAAUGUUAGUCUCGAAUCAUUGGCUUCAGAUUAGGAAUAGCUUUUUCAAAUCUGACAAUCUCACUCUGAAGGAAAUACUAGCUGAAAAUCUUAGGCUUAAGAAUCAAGAUUCAGUGUUAAACAUCCAAAUGCAAGAAAAGAAACAAAGAACUUCCAGUGCUGAAAAAAGACUCAAAACUCGUGAUGAAGUAACAAAUGAAAAUCUUACGUUUGAGAACCAAGAUUCAGUGUCAGAAACUCAAAUGCAAUUAAAAAAACAAAGAAUGUCUAGAGUGAAAAGACACAAGAAACCUGAUGAAAAGCUUAUGCUCGAGAACCAAGAUUCUGUGUCCGAAAUCCAAAAGCAAAUAAGAAAACAAAAAACAUCCAGAGGGGAAAGGCUCAAGACUCAUAACAAAGAUGAAGAUGAAAAUCUUAUGCUGGAGCACGAAGAUUCGGUGUCAAAAACCGAAAUGCAGCUGAAGAAACCAAGAACUCCCAGAGGAGAAAGACACAACACUCUUGGUGAUGUACCAUAUGACAAUCUCAUGGUUGAGCAAGAAGAUUCAGUAUCAAAAACCCAAAUGAAAGAAAAGAAAAAAAGAACUUCCAGAAGGAAAAGACCCAACAAAAAUGAUAUAGAACGCUUGAAAGAUGCUGUUCAAAGAGAUACAAUGAAGGAGGAAAUCAAGAAACAAUCAAAGGUUCAUUCUGGUAAAGAUGCUAUUCAAAGAGAGAUAAUGAAGGAGGAAAUCAAGAAACAAUCAAAUAUUCUUUCUGGUGUGAAUUUACUUAAAACCAAGGGUCUAUCCACACAUCAAGAAGAUGUUUUAACUAGGAACAUCUCACCAAACAAAUUGCGAACGAAAGUGAUUAAUUUGUCACUGUUUGAAAAUAAAGCAAAUGCCCUUAAUAAUGAAGAAUAA
Choloepus didactylus (southern two-toed sloth) is the source of this 2826-nucleotide messenger RNA. It is a transcript of the gene CCDC7, whose product is annotated as coiled-coil domain containing 7. NCBI's taxonomy places the organism in Eukaryota, Metazoa, Chordata, Mammalia, Pilosa, Megalonychidae. The record is from RefSeq and is a predicted model, not a curated record. The transcript is spliced from 27 exons. The coding region runs from base 46 to 2826 and encodes 926 amino acids.